Messenger RNA from Mugil cephalus (flathead mullet), 4223 nucleotides. RefSeq names its product hephaestin-like 1b (gene hephl1b). Gene Ontology annotation, cellular component: plasma membrane. Lineage: Eukaryota; Metazoa; Chordata; Actinopteri; Mugiliformes; Mugilidae. Gene Ontology annotation, biological process: iron ion transport. The record is from RefSeq and is a predicted model, not a curated record. Gene Ontology annotation, molecular function: copper ion binding; ferroxidase activity. The transcript is spliced from 20 exons. Bases 395 to 3715 code for a protein of 1106 amino acids.
CAGCAAAUGUGCUUAGUCAUGACCACUGGAAAAACUGAAUGUCAAAUGAGAAGACCCUGGGUGCUUGAGUCUGCAUUUUAGUACAAGUACAUCAAUUACGUUAAUUUCCCAGCAGGCAAUUUCAAUUAUAUCCAACAAGAAUGAACAGGAAAGCUGUGAACGGUUGUUACGCCUGCAACAUCAGAUACCGCUGGAGGCGGUAAUUCCUCCGCUGCCCACUCACUUGAAUGGUCCAAGUGUUUGUUUCUGUUUGCUUAAGUUUCAUAAGUGCUCUAUCAUUCCUACGGCGCGUCUCUGCUUGCAUGGAGACGCCCGCUCGGACUUCUACGUUUUCCUCUAAAAUUAAACCCAGCUGAACCUUCGGCUCUGUCCUGACCGCACCGAUUAUUGGAACAUGGCACGCACUUUGCGGUUGUGUACGACUUGUUUGCUGUUUUUUCUCUGCUCCGGUGCGAUAGCGAAACGCGGCAAGGAGAGAGUUUACUACGUGGGGAUCGACGAGGACUGGUGGGAUUACGCACCGAGCGGAAAGAACCUGCUCAACGGCGAAGCUGUCGACGACGAUGACCACGCACAUACAUUUCUGGUCAGAGAUGGCCUUCAUAUCGGCAGAGUUUAUAAGAAGGCCAUGUUCCGACAGUACACCGAUGCCACCUACACCCGCCAGUCUCCUCGACCCGAGUGGUUGGGUUUCCUGGGACCCAUACUGCGAGCUGAGGUUGAUGAUACUAUCACGGUCCACCUGAAGAACUUUGCAAAGAGGAACUACUCUAUGCAUCCCCAUGGGGUCUUCUAUGAGAAGAACUCUGAGGGCGCGCUCUAUCCAGAUGGGACAUCCGGCCUUUUGAAGAGGGAUGACUCUGUCCCUCCGGGAGGCAGCUACACCUACCGCUGGGAGGUGAAACCGGAAUUCGCCCCCACAAAUGACGAUGCCAACUGCUUGACCUGGGUCUACCACUCCCACGUAGAUGCCCCCAAGGACAUGGCCUCGGGACUUGUCGGGGCCCUGCUCACAUGCAAAAAGGGAAUCUUGAAGGAGCCAGAGAAUGACGCUGACUCUGUCCGCAACGACGUGGAUAAGGACGUCUUCUUAAUGUUCAAAGUGGUGGAUGAAAACAUGAGCUGGUACCUGGAGGAAAACAUUGAGAAAUUCUGUACGUCUGCAGUCGACAAAGACGACCCCCAAUUUGUGGAGUCAAACCUGAUGCAUGCCAUUAAUGGGUACGUGUUUGGUAACCUGCCCGGAAUCACGUUAUGCCAGAACCGUAGGGUGGCCUGGCAUUUGUUCGCCAUGGGCAGCGAGGUGGACAUUCAUUCAGCCUUCUUCCAUGGGAAUACCCUGCUGGACCGCGGCCAUCGCACCGACACCCUCAGCCUGUUCCCAGCCACCUUCGCCACGGCUGAGAUGGUCCCGAAAGCGAACGGAAAGUGGCUGCUGAGCUGCCAAGUUAACGACCACUUGGAGGCUGGAAUGCAGGCCUUUUAUGAAGUGAAGUCAUGCGGCGGAGGGUCCGGCUCCACAGUAACAGACGGUGUUGUGAGGGAUUACUACCUGGCAGCGGAGAAAAUCGUGUGGAACUACGCUCCCAGUGGAAAAGACCUGAUAAACGAUGUGUCCCUUACUGAACCAGGGAGUGCAGCGGAGGUGUUCUUUGGCAAAGACCGUUUGAGGAUCGGAGGUGAGUACCUGAAAGUGAUAUACAGAGAGUACAUGGACGAUACCUUCACCACCGAAAAACCGCCAUCACCCGAAACUAAGCACUUAGGGAUUUUGGGUCCCGUCCUGAGGGCAGAGGAGGGAGACACAUUGAGAGUGACGUUCAUGAAUAAGGCUGAUAGAAACUACAGCAUCCAGCCUCAUGGCCUUCACUAUGACAAGCGCUUCCAGGGAAGCAUCUAUGAGGAUGGUGUUAACAAGCCAGGCUCCCACGUUGGUCCAGGUGAGAAAUUCACCUACACGUGGCAGGUCCUGGAAGGCCCAUCUUCAUCAGAUCCAACCUGUAUCCCCUACCUAUACUACUCUGCCACUGAUCCCGCCAAAGACACCAACUCUGGGUUAGUUGGACCUCUGCUCGUGUGCAAGAGAGGAGCGCUGGGGGAGAAGGGAACCCAGAAGGACGUGGAUAAGGAGUUCUUCCUUCUUUUUUCUGUCAUGGAUGAAAACAUGAGCUGGUAUUUGGACGACAGUGCCGUGAGAGUUGGCCAUACUAUUGCAGACUACGAUGAGGACGAUGAGGAGCAGUUUGCGGAGAGCAACAAGAUGCAUGCUGUGAACGGAUACAUGUAUGGGAACCUCCCCAUGUUGGAGAUGUGUGUCCGAGACAAAGUGAUGUGGUACACAUUCGGGCUGGGCACAGAGACGGACAUCCAUGGCGUUUAUUUUGAGGGGAACACCUUCAAGAAACAAAGCACAACGCGCGACACUAUCAGCCUGUUCCCUCACACCACUGCGUCCGCCGACAUGCAGCCAGAAACUGCCGGUGUGUAUGAAGUGAGCUGCAGAGUAACUGAUCACUACUCGGCUGGCAUGAGGCAGCGUUACAAAGUGAACCCCUGCCCGGGAAGAAAAGUGACGGACAUAAAGCCCACUAAGAUUGUGCAGUAUUUUAUCAGUGCCGAAGAAAUAGAGUGGGACUAUUCACCCGAGAGAGCCUGGGAGCGGGAGAAACACGGCUCCACACUACAGGACAGUCCGGGCGAUGAAUUUUUGGAAAAAAGGAAGAACCGAAUCGGCUCACGCUAUAAGAAGGUGGUGUACAGAGAGUACACCGAUGACACGUUCAGCGUUCAGAAGAAACGGCAGGAAAACCAACAACACUUGGAAAUUUUGGGUCCGAUAAUCAAGGCAGAGGUAGGAGAGCAGAUUGUGAUCACAUUCAAGAACAAAGCCAGCAGAAACUACUCGAUUACCGCACAUGGGGUGAAGGCCAGUGGGUCGCACAUUCCUCUUAAACCCGGCUUCAUUAUGGAGUUGACAUGGGACAUUCCUGAAAGCUCUGGUCCAGGGACCUCGGAUCCUAACUGCAUCUCUUAUGCUUACUACUCUGGUGUAAAUUUCAUUAAGGAUAUGUACAGUGGUCUUCUGGGGCCUUUGGUGAUAUGUAGGCGGGGGACUUUGAGCGCUGGUGAUGGCCCUGACAGACAGAGGACAGAUGUGGACAAGGAGUUCGCUCUUCUCUUUAUGGUACAUGACGAAAACCUGUCCUGGUACUUACAUGAUAACAUCAGACAGUACCUCGGCGUCGACCCUCACACCUUCACACCAGAUGAACAUUUCGAGGAGAGUAACUUGAUGCACGGGAUCAAUGGUAAGCUGUACGGUAACCUCCACGGACUGGUGAUGAUGCAGGGCCAGAAGGUCGACUGGUAUCUCCUGGGCAUGGGCAACGAAGUGGACAUGCACACUGUUCACUUCCACGCUGAGACUUUCAUCUACAAGACUGACCGUGUGCACCGCGCAGACGUGUUUGACCUGUUCCCCGGGACUUUCCAGACUGUGGCGAUGGUGGCCAAGAACCCAGGGACGUGGUUGCUCCACUGUCACGUGAAUGAUCACAUCCACGGUGGCAUGGAGACAACGUUCACCAUCAAAGAAAAUAGACAAAGCCCUACAAAAGCUGGGUUUCCUGCUGCAGCACCAGGAAGUGAAAGCUGUUCAAAGACACUUCUGCUCUUUCUAACACUUAGUCUACUGACAGUAGGUCAGCUGCUCUGACAGUGGUGUGUGUGACCACGGUAGUGAUCCUUAAUGCACUUAAAACAAGAUUGGGAAUGAAAUCACUCUUGUGUAUGUGAAUAUGUAGCGAAACCUUAUCAGUCCCUGUGCAAUCAUGUCUCUAAUAGUUAUGAAUAUUUUAUUUCUUAGGAAAAUUAGCUAUUUUGUAUUUGUUGAUAGUUUUGUUCUGUCGUUGUUUCUCUGGUUUAAAUAUUGUUAGUUUAGCCAUUUUUUUAUUGUUAUUUUUUUUUCCAGUACACUCCUAUACCAAAUAUUUGAUUUAAGUUAUAAAUGUGCAAUAAAGUCAUUUGUUCCACAGCGUGGAUUUAUUUGCCAGCGCCACUAGGUGGCGUUAGAUCAAUUUGAAAACAAGCAAGUUGCAAGGAAAAUCAGUCAGUGCUCUCCUUUUGUGUGUUCAGCAAAAUGUCUGUCACUGUGAAGAUUGUUUUGUGUUGAUUUUAUGACAGUAAAUUAUUUGUGCUGCAGCAUUAAGCAUUUGAAUAUUUCA